Messenger RNA from Protopolystoma xenopodis, 492 nucleotides. The record is from the annotation of a GenBank genome assembly. NCBI's taxonomy places the organism in Eukaryota, Metazoa, Platyhelminthes, Monogenea, Polystomatidea, Polystomatidae.
AUGUCAUCCGCAGGCAACGCUGUCUCCAGCCGAGAUCUCGUCAUGCCUGCCAGUUGUUUGCAGGACGAUGGAAGAUGUUCCCAUCACCAGAAUGCACCUACUUUGCAUGACCACAAGAGAGAAGUCGACUCCGAUUCCAUUCUCAAGGCGCCCUAUCUUUCGGACGAGCAGUUGCUAAAGUCCUGUCUCAUCCCUUCCGACAACUUCCACGGAUCCAACAAAAGUUAUCAAAGUCAAAUUUUCCAACAAUGCGUCGCAGAACAGGCGCAUCCACCAAUCGGAUCGGACCCCGCCUCCGACAUUUUCGUUCAGUUCACUUUGCCUCCGAGCAAACUCAACAUUUCAGAUAUUCAACUGUCUGGCGGCAGUAAAACAGGUCUUUUUAUCUCCCACGUGGCAAACCGGGCCAGUCUGAGGGGUCUGCAGGUCGGAGACCAAAUUCUUGAGGCAUGUUUUCUUCAUAGAAAAUUGGGCUAUGCGCGUUCUGUCUGA